Messenger RNA from Mercenaria mercenaria, 2772 nucleotides. RefSeq lists its product as uncharacterized. The coding region runs from base 952 to 2169 and encodes 405 amino acids. The transcript has a single exon. The record is from RefSeq and is a predicted model, not a curated record. Lineage: Eukaryota; Metazoa; Mollusca; Bivalvia; Venerida; Veneridae.
UAAGUAAUUACACGUAGAUCGUUUGUGACCAUGAAAAGGACUGGGCUAGCAUGGUCAAUAAGUUAGUUUGAAUUGUUCAAAUGAACGGAAUGAUUUAUUGAAUGUCAUUUUCGUGAAAUGUGGUUUUGAAUGGGCUUUGUUUAUCAGUAUUUUUCUGAAAGAUUUACUACUGCAAAUAGAAAUGGUGAACACUUAUGACAUCAGUGGUAAUGUUACAAUGGAGACAAAGUAUCGAGUGAAGGAUAUUUGGAAAACGUAUACGUAACUAUAUUUAGCUUCUAAGUAAUUGUUUAAGUAAGGUUUAACUGUUAAAAAGGAAUCUGAUUGCGAUGUUGCGUUAGACAAAAACACAAAAUAAAAAGUUAAUCUCAAAAAUAAACGUAUAUCUUCUAGUUCUAAAAAUGGUAUAAAACACAAAUUGAGAUCAUGUGAAAGAUCAGUUAAAUAAGAUAACUGAUUUAGAACAUACAAAAAUAUUUGGAAACAAUUACAGAGAAAUCUGAUAAAAAAAAACUGAUGAAAAAAAUGUUUUUACUUUGUACAAUGACAGUCUAGACUCGAAUCGGUUCUUGCCAGAUGUAAAAUUAUUUGUAAAAUUCAAAAUUGCGGGACGCUUUUGAAAGAGCUAAAUAGGAAGUGGAUUUCAAUAGAUCGAUCUUAUUUUAAUCCAUUGAAGUUUUGUACCAUACGGAUUUGUAUAAAUGCGGAUUGGCAUUGCUCGCUAGAUAUCGGUUUCAGAAAGUUCUUCAGCCCGCCUUAUAUAUAUGUCUCCACUGGGAUGAAGCUAAAUAUUUGGUAUUGUUAUUGUCAUAUUGUAUGGCAGGAAUUAAUGGAUUGCCAUUCUACUAAUACAGCAGGACUGUAAAUUAAGAUGUCAGCCAUCUAUUGCUACAUUCAUGCAAUUUUAAUGGUUUAAUUCAUCGCGUGUUACACUCGAGUUGAUAAAUAAAAAUGCAGGGUUUAUUGGCACGUCUAAAGACUGUUCGCGACCAGAAUUCGGAUAGUGAUGUACCGCAGAGAGACGGCAUUCAGGGAAUAAAAAAUCACUUUACGCUGAAUAAGUUCAUAAAUCACGCUGAGCCAAAUGACGCGGGUAAUAAAAUCAUACCUAAUGGGACGAAAAUAGAUAACAUAUAUGAUCUUGAAUCGGAACUUGAUACAGCGAGAACUGAUGACGAUGUGGAGAUAGAAAUUGUGAUGGCAAUGAAUAAAACCACCGGAAGAGUGCGAAAUAGAAGUAGCACGUCAAGUCCAAGACAGAUUGUGAAAAGUACAAAAUCACGUGGCGGAUCUAGAGUGUCUCUUAAUAGUGUAGCGCUUAGUGAAAAAGAUGAUUUGGAUACACUUAAUCUUGAUUCAGAUGAUGAAAGGUUGACGCCACAGAAAAGUGAAAAAUAUCCUCCGUCCCAGGCAUGGGCAGCUUUUGAAAAUUGUGUUAAAAAUAUUGAUAACAGUAGUCCUGAAUAUUUUGUAAAGAAACCGAAACCAAAUUUUGUUUCUAGUGGCACGUUUCAAAAAGUUAUGGUAGAUAUGUAUGGGAAUUGUGAGUAUGGAAAUACUAAAGGUUAUACGCUGUUGAAACAAAAACUGAACAAUAUGGCAAGAUCAACGAUGCUGGCAUCGAGAAUGAUGCAAGCAGCUGUUGAAAAGGGACAGGAAGAGAGAGAAAAUGAAGAAAACCAUGACGGUGAAAGUGUCGAGGAAGCUUUGCAAGAAUCGACUGCCGAACCAGAAAGCGUAGCUAAAACGUUCGCAAAAAGAGGUUGGAAAAUACUGAAAAGGGAAGUAAAUGAGACUGCUAUGGAACAAAAAAUUCAGUCUACAAAAUUGAACUGGACAAUGUUGCAACACACAUUAAAACAGAUGAGCAAUGUAGAACGGACUAGACAGGAUUUAUACGAGCGGUACGGUAUUGUACCGACCACUUUGCCAGACGGAACUACUGUGUGUGAAAACCGGAUGUUAAGUGAACGCGCACGUGCUCAACUUUAUGGUCGUAAUAAAGACGGCAAUGAAUACAAACGACCUUUGAGCUACCAGCCGCCUCCUGUACAUUUACGGUCUCGAUCACAGGUCGGUUACCAGAAGAAAAUAAGAGACGGGGCUAAAAGUGCAAAACUGCCCAGCGUAGGAAGGGGUAGGCAAAGACCUGUGACCGCCAAACCGUAGUUCUCUUAUGUGGUCUAGGAUACGCUAAAAAAACUUGGAUUAAAAACGUCAAAUAGCUGACGAGUGUCCCUCAAAGUGACUGCUUAUGAAGCUGGUAAAACCAGUAUGUAUUUAUUCGGAAGAAAAGCACGUGCUGUCAGAGUGCUUUUACAACAGCCUAUGCAUUUAAUAUAUAUCUUGCUUAUUGCAAAACCUGUGAUAUUAAUAAUUAUUGCCCCCACUUAUUGUUAAUGCAUUUUUUACCCCGGAAUGGAGAUAGAAUUUCAGUUCAUCUGUGUAAUAGUUUAUGAAUAAAUAACAUUGAGGUAAUUUGCUAAACUUAUUUUAUAAACAUUAUGUUUUUGUAACGUUAUGUAUUCAUACUAAGGACAUUUGUAUUUUACCUGUGAGAAACAUCAAGUUACAAAAUUGAUUUGUCACUACAUACAAUAGUUCAAACGAUUUAUACAAUUGUUAAAAUGUUAAAUAAUGGUUCUUUUAUACAUGAUAUAUACUGUCUCAUAUUGAAUUAUAGAACACUAGAAGUUGGAAUAUUGUUUUGUGCAAUCCUUCAUUAUUGUACGAACUAACAAUCCGUUAGUCAAAAUAAAUAUAAGCUACAAA